AUGGGCCCUUUUCCUCUUUCUUCAGCUCAAUCCCAUAUCCCAUUGGGGGAAUACAUAUUCAAACGAAUUGAAAGUCUGGACGUCAAAUCGGUUUUUGGAGUGCCUGGAGAUUUUAAUCUCUCCCUUCUGGAGCACCUCUAUUCAACCAAGCUGAAAUGGUACGGAGGUUGUAACGAACUUAACGCUGGGUACUCGGCAGAUGGAUAUGCUAGAGCAUCUCACAAAUUUGGAGUUUUGGUCACAACGUAUGGAGUGGGCUCACUUUCUUCUCUGAAUGCUUGUUGCGGUGCUUGGUCUGAAUUUGUUCCCCUUUUGCAUAUAGUCGGCACAACAUCGACAGAACAGAAAAGCAGCGGAGAGUUGACGCACCAUGUGGCACCAGGCAGACUGAUUUCAAGCAAAUCUGACCAUCACAUAUAUGAGACAAUGGUUGAGAGAUUGGCCUGCAAGAUCGAAAGCCUGAAUAGCGUGGACGAUGCCCCGGAGAAAAUCGAUUUUCUGAUCAAGGAGAUUAUGGAAACUAAAAGACCUGGCUACCUUUUUCUUCCAUGCAAUCUGGUGAACAUACCUGUUAGUCCGCUUAGACUGAAAGACCUGGAUCUGUAUAAGCCUAUGGAAAUCAGGCCAAUUGAAUACUGCGACCAACUCGCAUCCCUAGUGCUCUCCAAAAUCUAUAGCUCCUCAGCCCCCUGCAUGCUAGUUGAUAUCCUCACAGAUAGGUUUAAGCUUACCAAUGAAGUCCGUACUCUUGUCAGAAAAACAAAUAUUCCGAAUCUGUCUACAUUCAUGGGGAAAUCGGUUCUAGACGAGACUGAAAUUUCGUACAUAGGUGAUUACAACGGUGAUGCUUCCAAUAAAGAGGUCCAGCAGUUUGUCCAGACCUGCGAUUUGGUACUUCACAUUGGUGCGUUCUAUAAUGAGAUCAAUUCCGGAAAACACACUCUGUAUAAUGGCAUCCACCCUGACUCUUUGAUAAUCAUGAACCACGAGAAUAUCAUCAUUGGUUCGACAUCGUUUGAUGUUAGUUUUGUCCAUAUACUUCCUAAGAUCGUAUCAAACUUUAAUCCGUCAAAACUUCCGCAGUUCACCAUCCCUAGGUUGGAACACGAUAUUGAAAUUAAUCCAUCAAAAACUGCCAUCACGCAAUCACAGUUAAUGUCAUCGCUUCAAAACUUCAUCCAACCACAGGAUACCAUUGUCGUUGACACUUGUUCGGUCAUGUUUGGUCUCCCGGACCUAAGGUUCCCUAAGGACGUCAAACUAAUAGGACAACAUUUUUAUCUCUCAAUAGGAAUGGCGCUACCUUGCUCGUUUGGCGUUGCCAUUGCAAAUCGUGAAAUGGGUAUUGGUUCGAGAGUGAUUCUUCUAGAAGGUGACGGCUCAGCCCAGAUGACGAUUCAAGAAUUGUCAGCGUUUAUCAGACAUGGACUGAGCCCAUUAAUUCUGCUUCUCAACAAUCAUGGGUACACAGUGGAACGUGCAAUCAAGGGGGCCGAUAGGUCGUACAAUGACAUCAUGCCUGACUGGAAAUGGACUAAGCUAUUGAACACUUUUGGAGGAGGGUUGACCAAGCUGAAGCACUUGAUCAAGAACUUGCUUCUUACCAAGGUGGUUUAA
Molecule: messenger RNA, 1617 nt
Organism: Ogataea polymorpha
Lineage: Eukaryota; Fungi; Ascomycota; Pichiomycetes; Pichiales; Pichiaceae
Exons: 2
Coding region: 1-1617 (538 amino acids)
Molecular function (GO): carboxy-lyase activity; thiamine pyrophosphate binding; magnesium ion binding
Source: RefSeq, a predicted model, not a curated record